This is a messenger RNA of Nestor notabilis (Kea), 1410 nucleotides long. RefSeq names its product RAS guanyl releasing protein 1 (calcium and DAG-regulated) (gene RASGRP1). Gene Ontology annotation, biological process: Ras protein signal transduction; positive regulation of GTPase activity. NCBI's taxonomy places the organism in Eukaryota, Metazoa, Chordata, Aves, Psittaciformes, Psittacidae. Gene Ontology annotation, molecular function: guanyl-nucleotide exchange factor activity; calcium ion binding. Gene Ontology annotation, cellular component: plasma membrane. The record is from RefSeq and is a predicted model, not a curated record. The annotation marks the transcript as partial. The transcript has 9 exons.
GUGUUUAAUGAAAUGACGGAACUGCUUUCAUCGUACAGAAAUUAUGAUAGUUACCGACGUGCCUAUAAUGAGUGCAGUAACUUUAAGAUCCCAAUACUUGGGGUCCACCUGAAAGACUUGAUAUCACUUUAUGAGGGCAUGCCAGACUACUUAGAGGACAAAAAAAUUAACAUAUACAAACUAUACUCUCUAUAUAACCACAUAAAUGAGCUGAUACAACUUCAAGAAAUGCCACUUCCCUUGGAGGCUAAUAUGGACCUUGUUCAUUUGCUUACACUGUCCCUUGAUCUUUACUACACAGAAGAUGAAAUUUAUGAGCUUUCAUAUGCGCGAGAGCCACGAAGUCACCGAGCUGCUCCUUUGACACCUUCUAGACCACCAGUAGUUGCAGACUGGGCUUCAGGAGUAGCCCCAAAACCUGAUCCAAAAACCAUCAGUAAACAUGUUCAGAGGAUGGUAGAUUCUGUCUUCAAAAAUUAUGACCAUGAUCAGGAUGGAUACAUUUCCCAGGAAGAAUUUGAAAAGAUAGCUGCCAGUUUUCCUUUCUCAUUUUGUGUAAUGGCUAAGGAUUGGGAAGGUCUGAUUAGCAGGGAUGAAAUAACAGCUUACUUUAUGAGGGCUAGCUCAAUCUAUUCCAAAUUAGGACUUGGCUUUGCUCACAACUUCCAAGAGACCACUUACUUGAGGCCUACUUUCUGCGACAACUGUGCUGGAUUUCUAUGGGGAGUCAUUAAACAAGGAUACAGAUGCAAAGACUGUGGAAUGAACUGUCACAAGCAAUGCAAAGACCUGGUUGUAAUAGAGUGCAAGAGAAGACCCAAAACAUCAGUUGCAGACAGCAGCCCAACCUCUGCUCUUGCUUCAAGCCUCUGCCCAGUAGGAGUUAAGGAACAAUUCCACGGACAAGAAGAAGGACUAUUCACAUUUCCUAAUGGAGAAGUUGUGGAACACAGUGAAGACAGCAAGGACCGAACCAUUAUGCUCAUGGGUUCCUCAGCUCAGAAAAUCUCAGUGAGACUGAAACCAUCUGUGGUUCAUGAAGGUACACAGACCGAUCCUGUACUGCUGGCUGGUGAUGUAUCUCGUAGGCAGAUUGAGAAGAAAGAACAUAAGAUGCCAGAAAAUCCUUAUCUCCAGCCAGCUCCACCAUCCCCAUUUCCAAGCCCAAUUCUAGGCCGCAAAAAGGCGUAUGUUAAAUGGGAAAACAAGGACUCCAGCCAGAAAAAGAAAGAGGAGCAUCACAGCUGUAAACCCUCAUACCAGGAACUUGAGCAGGAAAGAAAUAUUCUAAAGGUACACAAUGAAGGUUUAAAGAUCCAACUGGAACAGGCACAUAAAACAAUUGAAUCUCUCACAAUCCACAGAAGAAACCAUGUAGCGGACAACCUACAACACAGAGACUGCUCCUAG